CAGUGAGAAUGCAUAAUAUACACUUUCUUCUGGAAUACAUAUGCACUAAAUGCAAUUGUUUGUAAAUUUGCAAAAUGUGUUUUAGAAAUCCUGUGUUGAUUCUUUAUUAUAAAGAUUUUAUAAUGGCAAUAUUUGUUCUAGAAACUAUUUGAUAUCUUCUGAAAAUGUACAGUGCACUACUAAUAAGUACAACUACAGAGAUAAAUGUACAGUGCACUACUAAUAAGUAUAGCUACGGAGAUAAAUGUACAGUGCACUACUACUCAGUAUAUUUAUGGAGAUAAAUGUACAUUGUACUACUAAUAAGUACAGCUAUGGAGAUAAAUGUACAGUGUACUACUAAUCAGUACAGCUACGGAGAUAAAUAUACAGUGCACUAAUAAUCAGUAAAGCUACGGUGAUAAAAAAAUUUUUUAUUGUGACUGUAUGAGCUUUCCUCUUUAGAAGAAGAAAAACUAGCCAACUUUUAUCUGCCACAAUAAUAAGAUAUCUCCGGUUUCGUAAGACAUUCUUAUCUCCAGCAAAACAGUUCUCACAUGUUGUCUGUUUGUCACUACAGGUAGACAGAUGUUCUGCUACCUGCUGCAGUGGAAAAAUUUCUCAACACAGACAUGUCAAAAUUUUAUUUUUUAUUGUUAUUCCUCUGUUUAGCAAAUGCAGAUCCUGUUAAGCAGCACGGAUCACAAAAACCAUCUCUUGACAGGAGGAUCAUCGGUGGCAGCGUUGCUUCGAUAACGGACUUUCCGUACCAGUUGUCCUUUCAAGACUGGGGAGCACACAUCUGCGGUGCAGCAAUCAUCGGCUCCUACUGGGCAGUAUCAGCGGCACAUUGCUUCAACAACGCGCCCACGCCCCGCCUCAGGGCCGGCACGGCACAGCUGGGGGUCGGAGGCACGGUGCACGAAGUUGACCGCUACGUCCUCCACGAGCAGUUCAACAGCUGGAGCAUGGACAACGACAUUGCCCUCCUGCACGUCGUGACGCCGUUCCAGUUCAGCUCGUCCGUCCAGCCGAUCGGGCUCCCCUCGCAGGGGCAGGUGGUGGCUGCCGGCACCCAGGCCGUGGUCUCGGGAUGGGGGCUAACUUCAGCGGACGGCAGCGAAGACAGCUCUGUCCUGUUGUACCUGAACACUGUGGUAUUCAGCCAGACCCAGUGCAACUCGUUUUACUCCGACUACGGUGGCUUGGCUUCCGGGAUGAUGUGCUCCGGUUAUGCCGAAGCUGGCAAGGAUGCGUGUCAGGGUGACUCCGGCGGGCCCCUGGCCUCGGGAGGCAAGCUUGUGGGGAUUGUCUCCUGGGGCGACGGCUGUGGCAAGGCCGGCCGGCCGGGCGUUUACACGGACGUGGCAUACUACCGGAACUGGAUCUCAUCCAACUCUGGGAUCUAGACGAGUUCCCUCGGUGCGAAGUCGUGUGUUCCUGUAAUCACUUGAGCGACAUGUCAAUAAAACAGUACUGUACCUGC
This is a messenger RNA of Bacillus rossius redtenbacheri, 1465 nucleotides long. Its product is annotated as trypsin-1-like. Gene Ontology annotation, molecular function: serine-type endopeptidase activity. The record is from RefSeq and is a predicted model, not a curated record. Gene Ontology annotation, biological process: proteolysis. The coding region runs from base 612 to 1388 and encodes 258 amino acids. Lineage: Eukaryota; Metazoa; Arthropoda; Insecta; Phasmatodea; Bacillidae. The transcript is spliced from 7 exons.